UCCGUUAUUAAAAAUUAUUCGAAUUCAAAUUUUGUUCUCGAAUCGUGAUCGUUGGCAAUUGUUUUGUGUGUAUCGCUGCGUUUGCGCAGACGAAAUGAGAUUUGGUAGUGUUGUGCCCCAAUUAGUUUGUCCAAAUGUCGCACCUUGAAGUUUCAGUGAUUUGUGAAUGAGAUACUUAAAAUGGCCGGCAAGAUCACCGCUGCUUUCAUCGUUUUCGUCACCAUUGCAUUCCUCGCCAACUUCGGUCAUGUCGCCUGCAACCCUGCUAUCGCAACUGGCUACGAUCCCAUGGAGGUUUGCAUCGAGAACUGCGCACAAUGCAAGAAAAUGCUCGGCGCCUGGUUCGAAGGCCCCCUCUGCGCAGAAUCCUGCAUCACCUUCAAAGGAAAGCUGAUCCCCGAGUGCGAAAACUUCGCGUCCAUCUCGCCUUUCCUAAACAAACUUUAAGUUUUUAACGAACCUACAGAUUUGAGCGGCGUUUUGUAGUGAAAUGAGGUUAGAAUUUUGUUGCCAGUGCAAAAAAAUGAUUUGGCUUCUGGUAGAUUUUUCAGACGCAAAUGGGUCUAUAAAAAGUCUAGUCAUUUAGUUCUAUCUAGAUAUUGAGUUCUAUGUUAAAACUACUUCUUAAAAAGGAGGAAGAUUUUAGUUCAACUAAUUUUAUUUCAUCGCCAUUGUUCCCAGUUUGGAAUUUCUAAAUUACUUUUUUGAACAGUAUUACAUCAUAAGCAUCAAAUCUCAAGUAUGAUUAAUACCUCGGGUACAUAUUUCAUUACGAUUCGCGGCUCAGGAAUCCAUACAUUUGAGAUGUUUAACAUUGCAACCGACGACAUGCCAAAGCAUUUGAUACUCUAUAUGAAUUAGCUUUAAGACGAAUUUUGUUUGUAAGUUUUAUACUCGUUUUAUAUACAGGGAUUAAUAUAAGAUUAUAAUUGAAAAAUAAAUGAAUGAUUUGAAAAUUUA
Messenger RNA from Helicoverpa armigera (cotton bollworm), 960 nucleotides. RefSeq names its product eclosion hormone (gene EH). Gene Ontology annotation, molecular function: ecdysis-triggering hormone activity. NCBI's taxonomy places the organism in Eukaryota, Metazoa, Arthropoda, Insecta, Lepidoptera, Noctuidae. Bases 181 to 447 code for a protein of 88 amino acids. Gene Ontology annotation, biological process: neuropeptide signaling pathway; ecdysis, chitin-based cuticle. The transcript is spliced from 3 exons. The record is from RefSeq and is a predicted model, not a curated record.